AUGACCUCGCCCUUGGACCAGCUCGUCAAGGGCGCUCCGCCCGGCGCCCGCGCUCCCACGCCGGAGCCGGCGAAUCCCACCCCAGCACCAACAUCGGACUCUUCGUCCGCGCCACGGCCCUCGACGCCAGAUCCCUUGGCCACACUGCCUUCCUCUCCGCCACAAAUUUACCUGAAUCUGCUGAUCAUGGAAGCAUCGCUGCGCGCACAAUACCUGGCUCUGCGCGAGCGCCGCCGCCAAAAUACGUUCUUCCUGCUGCUCCUUGCCGCUUGGAUCGCCUACUUUGCAUAUGCAUUGUUCCUGCGUCCUCGAGAGGAUGGGCGCGGUGUUGGUGGCUCAGUAUACUGGGUGAUUGAAAUGGGGGAGAAAGUCGCCCUACUUGGUGGGGUAGUGACAGCGCUGCUUGUCUGGGGAACAGGACAAUGGGAGCGCGGUAUCCGCUGGCCACGACGAUGGCUCGCCGUGGCCAACCGUGGCCUUCGCACGAUGAACACCAAAAUCAUCGUGAUCCGUGGACCCUGGUGGCAAGAAUUGCUAUCCUAUGUCUCCUUCCUGUUCCCUUUCUCCGCCCCAUUCUUCCCCUCCCCAUCAGGCAACUUCCAUCUCGUCGAGCGUCACCCCUCCGAUAAGCAGCGUAGUCGGCAGCACUACCCGCAGUACUACAAUGGCGACAGCGAGUCCGGCCUGGUGGAGGAAGACCUCAGUUCUGGGGGCGACUAUAUUCGGCUGCUUCUGCUACCCAAAUCGUUCUCCCCCGAGUUUCGCGAGAAUUGGGACGACUACCGCACUGACUUCUGGGAAAAGGAGAACGAGCGCCGAACUCAGAUGCGUCACAAACUGCGCGAGCGUGAGCGCCAGCUUGCCCAGGCUGAAGGCGGUUGGCUUUGGCGUUUCGGGCUGGGCUGGCGCGCCUCGCAGCGCCGCCGCCUGGUCUCAGCCACACUCCACAAACCUCUCGAAUCCGAGCCCAGAUUCCGGUCUCAUGCUCAAAAUCAAUCUCACGCCCCGUCCAUCUCCUCGAAGCUCAACCAGGAGUACCGCGCGACUUCUGUCCGCCGCGAUACUCGUUCCGACUCAUCCCACUCUCGCACAUCCUCACUCAGCAGCACUCCAGUCGAUGUCGAGGACCGUCCUCCAUCCCGAUCCUCUGCCUCUGGCCGUCCCCGCCGCGGAAGCACCACACCAUCGAUUUCGGGCGCGGAAAGUAGUCCCCAACAGCGGAAGCGCAAGGGCUCCAAAUCACUGCGUCGCGGCUUGUCGCCUCUAACACAGGCACAAAUCCGCGAGGGUGUCCGUACCCCAUCCUUUUCGUCGGACGAUUCCGGUAUUUUGCCAAUGGGCGAGAAAGAGAAGGAUUUUUUACCCACUUCCGUACCUGAUCCGAGUCCCUCAGUUUAG
This is a messenger RNA of Penicillium canariense, 1398 nucleotides long. RefSeq names its product Spo7-like protein. NCBI's taxonomy places the organism in Eukaryota, Fungi, Ascomycota, Eurotiomycetes, Eurotiales, Aspergillaceae. The coding region runs from base 1 to 1398 and encodes 465 amino acids. The record is from RefSeq and is a predicted model, not a curated record. Gene Ontology annotation, cellular component: Nem1-Spo7 phosphatase complex. Gene Ontology annotation, molecular function: phosphoprotein phosphatase activity; protein phosphatase regulator activity. The transcript has a single exon. Gene Ontology annotation, biological process: nuclear envelope organization.